Dovyalis caffra is the source of this 438-nucleotide messenger RNA. Lineage: Eukaryota; Viridiplantae; Streptophyta; Magnoliopsida; Malpighiales; Salicaceae. The record is from the annotation of a GenBank genome assembly.
AUGGAAGAACUGUCACAUUGUGGAAGAACUAUGCCAGAAUCUCUUAGAGUUCCUUAUUGUCUUGCAUCUGAUCUAGAGAUUCCAAGGGCAGGAGAGAUAAAACCUGCAACCUACAGAAAAACGCAACCAAUCAAGAGAAGUGGAAGAUGUCAGAAAACCCCCAUCCAACUCACAGAUGCCAUAAACUGGCCAAAACAAUCAAGGAAAUAUUUAUUAAGUGUAGAAGCCAUCAAUAGAAGAGGUACACAGAAUGAGAGAACAAUACCAAAUAGUGCUCAGAAUGAAGCUAAAUAUGUACAGCGGAUAGAACCAGAAUACCUAGAGCCAAAGGGAAAGUGGGUCGAUUUACUUAGGGGGAGAAAGAGCGAGAGAGGACCUCAAACAGAGAAAAACGACUCUGUGAAGACAGCAAGCUUCCCUGAAACCUUCAAGCCAUAG